ACCAAUAACAACGGCCAUAAGACCCGACGAGUUUCGGUUCCCCAAUCCCUACCCAACCAAAGCUAGGGUUUUUGAUUCAAUUCCAUCCCCAAAAUCCAAUACCAAAUGAAAGAACUGAGAUCAUAAUGAAAAGAAGAAACCGCGAUACUAACACCGAACCUCCAAUUCGAACUUCAUUCCCUGCAGCUCUCCACAGAGUUCAUAGCGCCACAACCCGACCCGAUUCCCGAUCAAAUCGAGCUGAUGGCCCUAAAACUUCCGAGUAUGCGUUUUUCAAGAAGCUGAAGAAAGAUGCCGGCCAAAAAUAUGAUUCUCAUUCAAUGCGAAGGGAGAAAAACCAAUCAAACAAGUUGAAUUCUACUGAACAUCGAGAAGUAGUAGAGGGCACCAAUAUAGUUAGGAACAUCUCCAGGUCAUCGGAGGGGACCAACAUUAUUACAACUCGCUCUAAGGACUUUAGAUCCCCAUUGUCUGUCAGAAAUGUUAGCUCAAAGGAGUUGCGAUCACUUUUGUCCAGUCAACAUGUUAGUUCUAAGGACUCAGGAUCAUCGUUGCCUGUUAACAAUGUGACAUGUGUCAACUUUGAUUCAUUCCUCUCACCUGUUGACGGAGCAGCAAAUGACUGGGGUAUGGAAGGGUCUCAGUCUGAUCAAGUGGAAUUAUUUUCUAAAAAGAGACAGAAACUGCAUCAAUGGGCUCAUAAUUCAUCUCCUGAGAUGGAGGAACUCUGUUCCAAGGGGUAUGAUCUUAUUUCAAUGAUCCUUAGUCGGCUUUUACCUCAGAACAAUGAGAAAAACAGUUUCAGAAGCGCAGAUUCAGCACCAGCAGAGAAUGAUACCAAAACUCAGUUACUUGCCUGCCCUAAGUCUGAUAUUCCUUCCAAGAAACUUUAUAGGAUGCCAACAAGGAACAUCAUGGAAGUUGAAUAUUUGCCGUACUUGGAAAAUGAUACAUCAUCUUAUUGGUCAGACAGAUCAAGGGACACGAGGAGCUCUAAUAUCUGCACUCCAGCCUUUAACAAUCACAACACCAUUCGAAAGAAUUUAGAUUUACCUAGCUGUGAACUAAGAGGGAAAAAUUUGUUCUCCUGCAUUGAAGGUGACUCCACUUUUAGCUUUCCGUUUGUGAGACAUGGAUCUUUUCCACCAUUUAGUCCUUUCAAAGAGCUAGAUGAUUUCCAUGACCCAAAUGGAUCCUUGCUUGGAAGAGAGCCAUUUCUACUGCUUGAAUGGGAUUCUAUAAACAUGAAUGAAAGGAGCUUAUCUGCUACUUGUCAGAAUACAAACUGGACCAUAGUUCCUGCAGUACAAAGUUCAUGGGAUCAACACCAAAGUCUAACUAUGUUAUCUGAAUCAUAUGGUACAUUUAGGUUUUGUUCAUCAUCUGUCCUGAGGAAUUAUCCCCAAGAUUUUUACACAGAAGUGCCUCCCACUAGUACCAGCUGUGACAAACAAGAGCUUGGAGGAUCUGUUUUAGAAGAAAAGGAAGAAACAGUUGCAGAUUUGAACCCUCUUCCUUUGACCUUAUCACAUUCGUCAAAAUACCUUAAUCUAAUUGGGGAUUGCAAUUAUUAUGAAAUUGCAUGUAAAGGUAGUGAGACAAGUGAUAUUCUCCCAUCUCUUGGAAAUCACCUUGGGUUCCUCAAAAAGGCUUUUGGUGAGGAGGACAGUAUUCCUGGUAGUGGAACCCACCUUUCCUUUGCUCUUGAUGUAGAAUGGAAAUGCUUACAAUCUAGUGGUUUAGUAAGAGAUCGAUGCUCAUCUACCUAUAAUGAUCAUCAAAUACCUGAAAAGGAAAUCAUAUAUUCAACCUUUCUUAGUGAAGAUGAAUUUGGGAGUUCCUGGGAUGGUUCAAGUUUUAGAAGCCGUAUUCACUCCAGUGAAGAUAUGCUAGGCAUCCAUGACAGGCGAUCUUUUAUUUUUCAAAUAUCUCGGGACAAAGAUAAGGCAUAUCCUUUUUUGCUUGAUAAAUCAAGCUUGGAGGAUUGCACAGAAGAAGCAUAUGCUUGUGGUAAUGAAGUCAAAUGCCUUUGAAUGAUGCUUUCUUUGCAUUACCUCUUGCUCUCCUUGCUUUUAUUAAGAUGUCCACUGGCUUGAAGCCUAAACAAUGCUGUUAUCUUUUGCUCUUCAAACAACAAGUAUGGGAGCUAACUUUUUUAAUGGAAUUAUAAAUGGAUCAAAGUUCUUAGGUG
Molecule: messenger RNA, 2191 nt
Organism: Theobroma umbraticum
Lineage: Eukaryota; Viridiplantae; Streptophyta; Magnoliopsida; Malvales; Malvaceae
Source: RefSeq, a predicted model, not a curated record